Messenger RNA from Aspergillus piperis CBS 112811, 947 nucleotides. RefSeq lists its product as uncharacterized. Lineage: Eukaryota; Fungi; Ascomycota; Eurotiomycetes; Eurotiales; Aspergillaceae. The transcript has a single exon. The record is from RefSeq and is a predicted model, not a curated record. The coding region runs from base 215 to 700 and encodes 161 amino acids.
CCAGAAAGAACUGAGUUGCGCUGGAACGGGAAAUUCCAGCGCCCAGAGAGCAAGUGAAAAUGGGAACCUUCCCAAGAAGUAAGUAGUUGGUAAGGAUCAGUUUAUCCUCGUCAAUUCUUGCCUGGAUUUAAACAAUUCGGCCUACAGCAUCAAGCACUACAAAGAAGACGGACAAUAACAACUACAAGUCUUCUCCUAUGAGGGGGAGAUCGAAAUGGCAGCGUGCAGAACUUAUUCCUUCAGCCCGCAUUUUACUGACCAAAAAGAAUACAGACCGAACAGAACCUCCUCUCCACCAUUACGGCGGUCUCAAGGGUCAUGGUGGAUGAUGGCGCCUCGCCGCACGAGCACCACCACAGAAGGUUUGUUCGGUUACGACACAGACACACACACACACACAUACAACUCGCCCUCUUCAUCCUCCAUUCCAGUCGGUGUCAUUGGGCCUUCUGGAUCAAUCAAUCCUCCGAGGAAGCCUAUUCUUCGGCUGGACACCGUCUUCGAUGUCGGGUGUCUUGCUUGCCCUUUGGCGAUUCCCCCUUUUCUCUAUGCGGCAAUAGCCCAUGGAAGGGCAAUCGCGAUUAUCAAUAAUAGUAAUUCCAAUCCCAAACAACGAUCUGGCACGGUUUUUGUAGGCGCAGAUCGCAAGGCUCAUCUAACCCAACCAGCCCCGGAGGCAAAACAUAGCGCCGGAGUUUGAGGCGAGUCUAGGCUUCCAAGCUCUGGAUGACAUCCACCGGUUGAGGUCCUUUCUUCCGCGAACCGAAAUGUCAGAUAUGAAACACGUUACCAAUUACCCUGCGAGACCCAAAUGGUCAGGUAAGAAAGAGGGAUGAUGAUGAUGAUGAUAAGGUAUGGGUGGCAUUGUAGAUGUGUUCAACCGGCCUUUCUUGUCAGCGCUCUACUCGUCUGCGGUCGUCGCCGUGCAGUGCUAGUCUACUUAGUAG